Drosophila obscura is the source of this 1412-nucleotide messenger RNA. RefSeq names its product BTB/POZ domain-containing protein 9-like. The coding region runs from base 303 to 1412 and encodes 369 amino acids. Lineage: Eukaryota; Metazoa; Arthropoda; Insecta; Diptera; Drosophilidae. Gene Ontology annotation, molecular function: protein binding. The record is from RefSeq and is a predicted model, not a curated record. The transcript is spliced from 4 exons. Gene Ontology annotation, biological process: adult locomotory behavior; modulation of chemical synaptic transmission; circadian behavior.
AACACACAGAUCGAAGGCCACUGGAAAAAAAGGUUGUGCUGACGCUGUUUUUUUACAGUCCGCUGAAGGCGAAAGAAAUAUCAUUUUGAAUUAAAAAUUGAACGCGUUCGGUGUCGUCAGAUUCGGGUUAUUAAAUAUCCCUGCUAUUUUGAACAUACAAUAUACCGAUAGGUCGAUAUAGGACUCAAUCGAUGUAUUGAAGCCGCUGCCACAUUCAAUUGAAAGCGUGGUUAAAUACAAGCUGUGCGCAUUAAGGAAGAAAACAUCAAGAAAACGAGGAAAUAAAAUAUCCAGCUACGAAAAUGAGCGCAAAUGUAAACGAAGCGUCUUCCCCAGGUACCACGAUGGGUACCAGCACCGACGACAUCGAUCUCGUGGUGCUGGAUAUGGGACGCCUCUGCAUGAACGAACUCUACUCGGACGUGGAGUUCUUGGUAGAGGAGCAGCGGCUACCGGCCCACCGCAACAUUCUGGCGGCGCGCAGUGAGUACUUCCGUGCCAUGCUCUACGGGGACAUGGCCGAAUCAAAGGAGCGGGAAAUUCGAUUGGAGGUGCCAGUGGAAACAUUUAAAAUGAUCAUGCGCUAUAUUUACACGGGCACUCUGCCACUGUCCACACUGGCCGUGGAGGGCAUUAUAGGUGUGCUCGAAUUGGCCCAUCUGUACGGAUUGCAGAACGUCGAAGCGGCCAUAAAGAAACAUCUGCAGCAGAAUCUGGCCGUCAGCAACAUCUGCAUGAUCCUGGAUGAAGCGCGCCGAUAUAGUAUGGACGAGCUGACCAAGGAAUGCCUCAAUUUUAUGGACCGCCAUCCGUCCGAUCUGCUAAACCAAGAGUCCUUUGAAAGGCUGUCUAAGGAAUCACUUGAGAAAGUCCUACAACGGGACACCUUCGUUGCUCCCGAAGUUGAAAUCUUUAAGACUUUAUGCAAAUGGAGGCUCUUCAAUCCGAGCGUGGACAUCAAGACUGUGAUCUCACACAUACGUCUCCCGCUAAUGACUUUCAAAGAGCUGGUGUAUGUGGUGCGGCCCACUGGCUUAUUCGAGCCGGACCAAAUACUCAACGCCAUUGAUCAAAAAUGUUCCGGAAAUAUUCUGCCCCACCGUUGCACCGUGCUGCCUGGGGAGGAAGUAAUAUUCCACGGGCGUUAUAAGUAUGUAACUAAAUCGCAUCUCGAAGAGGGGUCCGUAAUCAACUGUAUGACCGUGACUGUUUCUGGUGAAGGUAAAUGGAAGGUAUUUGUAAAUAGCUCCGACAUCUGGAUCUUGGUGAAUACUUUCGAUUCGGGGCCCAAAGGACUCACGAAGGAAAUCCACUUUAAGAAGCGUCCCGUAGGCAAAAUUUCUAUUUAUAGAAUUAAUACAAGCUCGAAUACACUACCUGAGGUGAAGAUCAUUCCCAAGUAUACUGUGUAG